This is a messenger RNA of Closterium sp. Yama58-4, 1758 nucleotides long. The record is from the annotation of a GenBank genome assembly. NCBI's taxonomy places the organism in Eukaryota, Viridiplantae, Streptophyta, Zygnematophyceae, Desmidiales, Closteriaceae.
AUGGCUUCUGGCCGAGAUGGAUCUGUAGCACGAGACACAGGUGUGUGUGACGGGUGUGCGCGACCGGUGUUGUGUGUGUGCUGGGGUUACGUAUGCAAGCUGGUCUUACCACCUAGACACAGCACUGACAACACUGGCGGUGUUCAUGUUUGUUGUGCGUUUUACAAUCACAAGCCACCCUCACUAACCCAAGUUUCAUUCUGUCAACCAUGCCUGUCCAAACCCACAAACCUACAGGGCUUGUCGGCGACUGACAAGAAGAAGGUCGAGACCUUGCGCCUGACUGACGCAGAUUGGGAGACUCUGCAUGCUGUCAAGGCAUUCCUCAGUCCAUUCGCCAGAAUCUCGAAGGCAGCGGAGGGGGCAGCGUACCCUACAGUGUCGAUGGUCGUGCCGUACUACAACGGCCUGAUCGACGCUUUGGAGGCGCGCCUUGCGAAGGGGCCAUCGGCUGCGCUGAAGCCGAUGAUCGAGGCGGCGUCGGGGGUGCUGAAGAAGUAUGCGUACAUGUCCUCCAACGAGCUGUGGAUCGCCACCUUCUUGGACCCGUCCAAAAAAGCGGCGUGGUUUGAUGACGCGCACUGGGAGUCGCAGCAUCCCGAGACCGAGCCGAGGGUGAGGCCGCGUCCCACUUCUAGCGAGGUGGUCCAGCUGGUACGCGACCGCGUGGCCGAGUACCAGGCCCGGGCUGCAGCGCUAGCCCCCCGGGCGCCCCCACUUGCCACCGUGACGGAGGAGGAGGAGGGUGACGCAGCGGACGACGACGAGGAUGCGCAGUAUAUCCCUAGUCGCCGUCGACUUGCAGCGCGUCUCUCAGCGAGCCAGCAGGCGGGGAGGGGCGGGAUGCUACAGGAUGACGAGGUUAGCAGGUACCUGUCGGAGCGGGUUCGGGAUGACGUGACGGCGUUGGAGUACUGGCGCACGGCCACCAACGUGCAGACGCUUAGGCGCAUGGCUCGUGAUUAUCUCGCGAUCCCUGCCAUUUCCGCAUCGAGCGAGCGGGUGUUCUCCCUUGGCUGCAACGUCAUUUCCUGGAAGCGACACCGCCUGGCCUCCCAGAGAACGCGAGCUAUCAUGUUGGGCCAGCUCUUCCCUGGUGCUGACCAUGUGGCCCAUGAAGAGGGCAUUGCGGCGCGGCGAGCUUCGGAGGAGGAGCGAUGGCAGAAGGCCAUGGACGACCUACGUGCUGCAGAGCAGCAGUCACCAACAGAACGUCGUCACCCGACUUGGGUGCCAGUUGAUGCGGAUGCUGGCGCUGCGAGUGACGGUGAAAGCGGUGGCGAGGGUGGGAGGGGCCGUGUGGGACAGAAGAGAGCACGUCAUCUCGGUAGCCAUUUCCGCCUUGUGCGGGACCUGCUGUCUGCGGCCGAGACUGCUAAGGCUCAGUUGCAACAGCUACUGACAGGCGAGGGUCCGGCGGGGCGGGUGACACUCACCACGGACAUAUGGACCAGUCAGAACAACGUCGCCUUCAUGGUGGUGAUUGCUCACGGAGUCACCUCAGACUUCCAACUGCAGCAGAUCGUGAUCGACUUCCGGCCGCUGGAGGGCCGUCAUACGGGGGAUAAGAUUGCGUCCGGGCUGGAGGAGGUCAUAGGGGAGUGGGCGUUGGGUGGUGGUGAAUUCUUCGGCGUGACGACGGACAACGUCGAGAACAACAACCGGGCGGUUCGUCUGCUGGUCGGCGUCGCUGACGACACACCGGGGUCACGUCCGCAUGACCCCCCCGUCAUGUCCUUGGCUCUGCACUUCAAGUAA